This is a messenger RNA of Phytophthora nicotianae INRA-310, 3944 nucleotides long. RefSeq lists its product as hypothetical. Gene Ontology annotation, molecular function: protein binding. Bases 12 to 2894 code for a protein of 960 amino acids. Lineage: Eukaryota; Oomycota; Peronosporomycetes; Peronosporales; Peronosporaceae. The transcript is spliced from 2 exons. The record is from RefSeq and is a predicted model, not a curated record.
GCAGUCGGAGAAUGGACCCCUUGCAACACUUGGUGGCACCUCGUCGGCCGCUUCCUUCGCCUCGAUCGAAGGCUCGCAAUGGUGUCUCGAAAAAUGUAUUCGCGCUACCGGUGAUCCACCAGUUCGAGCCGGUUCUGGCGUCCUCGCCCAGGUCCUACGUGGUCGCAAAUGCCUCCAAGAAGCAGAAGGAGAACGCGGAAUCGGCUCCUACAGGCAUUGAACCGCCUCCAGUGAUACCGAUUCAACCACAACGACCAAAGAGUAGAGAGACAGUAGAGUCAGGGAGAGCUUUACGUCCACAACCUCCCACGGGACUCGCGUCGCGGACAGACGUGGAUAUCUACAGAUACAGCCAAGCGACGGAGCAAAGGAUGGCGAUUAAACCGUUAUUUGAACAGAGGAGAGGCUCAGAAACGAGACCUGCUUCCACUAAAAGAAAAACGAAGAAAGCUGAGUCGAUUGAGGGCACUAGUGUGGAGCUGGAUGAUGGCAGAUUUACGGUAUCACAAUCCGAGAAUGAAGAUAAACGCGUGCAAUUGGAUGGGGAGAGUGAAUCAAUGCAUGGCAAAACUAACCAGGAAGAUAGAAGGACUCGUUCAUCCGCUUUUGAAGACUCCAUAGGAGCUUCGAUUGUGGAUGGAGAAGAUUUAACCAAAAGAGAGGUCGAAGAUCGAGAAACUGACGUUGAAUGCUUGAGAACUGAGACGGCUGAAAACAGUGGAGAUUCGCUAGUUAAAAAGCUGGAUAUAUCUUCUUGUUACGAACCAUUUUUGCAGACUAAGGGCCCCAAGCUCACUUGGCUUAGAGAGAUGGUAGAAGCGUCUACUGCGGCGAAAAUGUUAACUAUCGAUCAGCAACCAGUGAUUCGUGCUCCAAAAUCGGAUGUAUUGGUAUAUAAAACCUUGAGUAAAGAUCUACGAACUUUCGGAGGAAGAAAUGUACUCAUCACUGUGCUUCUCAGCUCACGUGGUGAUGCCCACAUUACUUGCCACGUCGAAGGUGAAUUUGACGGAAAAGUUGUUGCUAUCAACAACUCCGAUCUGGAUACUUCCAAGUUGCUUCGUCGAGACUUGCCAGUGCUUACACCGAAAUGGGCAGACUGGAUUAUCACGCGAGUUUGUUGCGACUCAAGACUAAACUUUUACUUGGAUCUCACUGAUGCUGAAGGAAAUGAGAAGCGAGUUAUUUUCUCCGAGAAUAUUCAAAUCAAUGGCACAGACAUAGCCGUCGAGAUGGUUGCGUUAAUGACAGCCUCUAGUCUACUUAUUUAUGCAAGAGAAACAACAUCGAGUACCUGUAGUGCCGAAGUACUACUACGAGCCGAUGAUCUGCGACGUCUCGCAAUAUCAUUUGAUAAAUGGACUAGUGAAGGUGCUGAUCAAGAUGUGUCUACUCUAUUUGAUGAUCAUGAUUUUCUGAGUCAGAUAGCUGCGAAGACCAAUGUGAUUCGACUGGGUUUGAGCUGCGCAGAAUUUGUCAGUGACGUUGAGGAUUCACUCCGAUGCCGCCCUGUACCAUCCACCGACAUUUGUAUUGACACUCCAGCAAGUGUAAAUGCCAUGAUCAGUGUAGAAUUGCGUGACUCACCGAAUUACAUUCAGGACGCAUUCAAGGAUAAUAAUUUGGUCGGUACGGUUGCACUAUUAGUGCAAGCGUACGUGGAGAAUGGCAUACUCUCGACGUUACGGCACUUUCAACAAAGAGAAGCAAUACGGCUCAACGUAGAAGCAUUCAUGCAACAAGCUGCUACUAUCGAUAGCGAAGUCGCCUUCAAUGAACGUGUUGAACGAAAUCUGGAAGCAGCCAGGAUGUCAAAAUUAAGGGAAAUCGCUAUCGCAUCUAUCGUAGACGACAUGAUUUUCGACUUUAUUGUGUAUGAGUGUCGUGUCGAGCUUCACUCAGCGAAGUAUUCAGGAGGUUACAACGAUCACUAUGCGCGUAAAGUCCAAGCAGCGUAUCGAAUGAGUACCCAAAAGAGAUCGUACGAGCACAAGCGUAAUGUUCGUAUGCGUGCUGCUCAGACAUUACAGGCUCUACAACGAGGAAUCAUCGCUCGACGACGAUACAGCGAGAUGAAAGUUGAGCGAGAGAAAUAUUUAUUUUACGGCUUUCGAUCGAGUUUGUACCACGCGACGGCGAACAUGAAAGACCCAAGACUCCGAGCUCGAGAACUAAGUACAGAGGCUGAACGGCGACGACAUGACUUCCUCAUGCAAGUUAUUCAAGGAUACGUGACUGAAACAGUCAGUGAUCAAGAGUUCCGCGUGUCAGCUCAGCUUGUUCGAGAAAUUUACAACGAAUACGGCGUUGUAGUUGGCUGUUCGACCAACUUUGGCGACGUGGUUGUGUCCUACCUGGACAAAGCUCCAGACCAAACCUUGUACGCUCGUGUUGGCGACUCCGUACAUGCGUCUGAUUCAAGUCAAAAAUUGUUUUCGAAUAGUCAAGUUAGUGCUGCUCUUCUGCUUGGACUGAGAGAUCAGUACGACGACACGUUCGGGCUUUCCUCAAGUGCUCGUAGAGUGAGCAGUGGAGGCAAUCAGGGGCCAAGUCAACGGGCAUUAGAAGUAAAUUCAUCAGCUCCACCAAGGUGGAUGUUGAAGACGUGCUCAUCAUUCCAGCAGGCCAAUCUUGAUAGACUUGCUGGCCUUCGACUUACACGGAAGGCCGCAGGGAAGAAAUCGACGCAUCUGGUAGCUCGAGACUAUCGCUGCAUACUUUCUACAUCGUUCGACUCGUUCGAUAAGUGUCGUGCUACAUGGGAAGCUGACAUUCGUACCCGUCAAGAGCAGCAAAAGGUGUUGGACACGUUCUCGGUCGAAGACUUGGCGCAACACUGUCUGGAUCUACUAAUCUCCUGCGUGAAAGGUGAUUCUCUUAGCCAAGCUGCGUAGAUUAAUUACUGAAGCUAAUUCAUGCUUUUGUAGACUGGGGUAUUGAUCCAGAUCCUCUGUUUGAAGCGCUGAACUUGUGUGGUCGCCAUUGCCAUGGAAAAGCAGCAAUUCGAGUCGUGGAGGAGAAGUUCAAUGCGUAUGCAGCACGUACGUUAUUUACUCUUUUCUAAUUGUUGAAUAGGUAUUUUAUCUUCGUUUGAGUUGUUUGCAGGAAUGAAUGAGGUCCAUGGAAAGAAAAGUGUGCUUACGUUACGUGAGGAGGUCUCUCAGGAGCUGGAAGACUUUGAAAAGCUGCUCGCAUUGCGGUGUCUUAACAUGGCAGUUGACGACGCGAUCACUGUACCAGCAAGUGAGUUGCUCCACAUCAUGCUGAAGGGGAAUCUGGACGAAGAAUAUAUUCGCCACGGGCUCUCCACCGUUCUACCCAUUGCAAGUAUUAGCGAGAAGCACGAACUAGCACGCAAAACGUUGUACGCUUAUGCGAAUGCUUCGUAUGGCGAAGCAUUCAACUUGAUCUGCUGGAGCUGUUUGGAUGUAGCUGAGAACGUCACAGUCGAAGCCGCACGCUUUCUUGACAAGAUCACUCGACCAGCAACUGACAAGGAUGAUACCGACAACGCAAUGAAGACCAUUCACCAUUCCUCUGAAUCUCUUGCAGCUCGAGCGUUGUACCUGCUUGCAGGGUCCCAAGCCGUGCGCUUCCUGCAGUUCUUAGCCAAAGUGGCUCAUUUUAACAAGGUCAUCCAGAAACGUGUGCUUGUCCUCCUUGCUCCAGACGCUGACAAGUACGAAAUGCAUCGACUAGCCAGCGCUCUCUGCUCUCUUGAAGAUUUUUCGAUCGUCUCGCAGAUUUUUGACGAGCGUUUCUCCAGCCAAGCCGUGAGAUCGUGUACUUCUCUGUGGACACAAUACGCAACUCUAUUCGGCGACAGUAAAUGCUGCAAUGCCAUGAAUGACAUCAAAGAAGUCGACACUUGACCGGAGAAAUAUUCGUAUACGAGUUCUUUCGCAAUGAAUAUAUUACCUGUCAUAAAAAACUUUGAUAGACAA